This is a messenger RNA of Polypterus senegalus (gray bichir), 3158 nucleotides long. Its product is annotated as urotensin-2 receptor. NCBI's taxonomy places the organism in Eukaryota, Metazoa, Chordata, Cladistia, Polypteriformes, Polypteridae. The record is from RefSeq and is a predicted model, not a curated record. Gene Ontology annotation, biological process: blood vessel diameter maintenance; regulation of blood pressure; neuropeptide signaling pathway. The transcript is spliced from 2 exons. Gene Ontology annotation, cellular component: membrane. Gene Ontology annotation, molecular function: urotensin II receptor activity. The coding region runs from base 441 to 1553 and encodes 370 amino acids.
UUGGAAGUCUUAAGCGUGCUAUGAGGGGUUUGCUCCCUCUGAAACACUGGCAGGCGAUUUGCUUCGUUUUCCGUUUUAUUCAACAAUGUUUUUCCCGAGAGAUAUUACUUUGAAGAAUUGAAGGAAACAGCACAGCGCGCCUUGUAAGUGGAUUACUUCCUAUCUAAAUAGAAACGUUUAAAAUGGAUUUGUGUGCACCGUGUCCGGUACGAGUGUCGUUAAUUUGCGCUAAACGGUGAUUACCGAUCUGUCUGAACUGAGUGCGAGAGUUCAACUUAUUCUGAUGGUAUUCUGGCACAUCUCUCGCCCUUGCUCAAUGAAUUAACUAAGAUGCUGAGCACUCGGGACAAAAGCUCGGGGGUGCAGCUUUUAAAAGUUGUGGUCCUAAGGCUCAUACCCUAAAAUGAGGUUCAACUGCCGCCACAAAUAACUUUGCGAGAAUGGAGAUGAUGGAAAAUGAAGAUGUGGCGUCAUUGAUUAGAACAAAUCGCACCACCGCCACGAACACCUCCGUGGACUUCUCCGGAUCCUUCAAUGAGAUGCUUGUCACUUCUCUCCUAGGGACUAUCUUAAUCGCAAUGUGUCUUGUCGGCGUGACCGGCAACGUCUACACGCUGGUGGUGAUGAACAUCUCGAUGAGGGUGACGGGUUCAAUGUACGUUUAUAUUGUGAACUUAGCACUUGCGGACCUGUUAUAUCUCUCCACCAUCCCCUUUGUUGUAUGCACCUACUUUGUAAAGGACUGGUACUUCGGGGACAUUGGCUGUAGGAUUCUGUUCAGUUUGGACCUGCUCACCAUGCAAGCCAGCAUCUUCAUUUUGACAGUCAUGAGCACCGAGAGAUACUUCGCAGUGGUGAAACCUCUGGACACAUUCGGGAGGUCCAGGAAAUACAGGAAGACCGUCACCUGCGUGGUCUGGCUGCUGUCCUUUCUGCUUGCCUUGCCGACCAUGAUUAUGAUCGAUCUCAGAACUAGUCACCAAAACGGCGAAGUGAAACGCAUGUGUCACCCGACCUGGCAGAUGGAGGCGUACAAGGUGUACCUCACCGUGCUUUUCAACACCUGCAUUUUAGCGCCAGGUUUCGUCAUCGGUUACCUAUACGUGCGGUUAGCCAGGACUUACUGGAUUUCACAGACCAGGGUGCUCACCACGCAGGACGUGAAUCGCUGUCCAAAGCAGAAGGUCCUCUACAUGAUCCUCAGCAUCGUCCUGGUCUACUGUGCGUGCUUCAUACCGUUCUGGUUGUGGCAGCUGCUGUACAUUUACUACUACCGGAGAGGGAACCUGUCACCAAAGACCGUUUUUUACAUUAAUUUCGUUGUAACGUGCUUGGCUUACAGCAACAGCUGCAUCAACCCCUUCUUGUACACCCUGCUUACAAAGAAUUACAAGGAGUACCUAAAAAACAGACCCCGUGGCAGCGGGGGCUUCAAAGGGAAGUCCAACAGACACUCCUCCCGAAGAUCCGUGUCUUCUGGGGGUCCACAGUACACAGAGACUAUGACUGUGCUGAACCCCAAGGGGGUCACCGGAGAGCCAUGUCCCGUCUGAAAACCGUGAGAUGAUAAAAUGGUUAAGAAAAUGUACGGAUGGAGGAGUCCUGUUCUAUGGAGACCUAGUCUGAGUUAAGAAUUGUGUGUGGACCUCAGCUUCUCCAUACUCACAAUACGGAACUGCUUCCCAUAUAACGCUUGGACUUCCAUUAUGGCAAUGGGUGCAAACAUUUGACCCUGUUCAGCAUUGAAUUUCGGAAACGUUUACAGGACUUGAAUCAGCCACGCAGUUUUGCACGUCAUUCAUUCAUUUUUUUUUUUUUUUUUUUGUAAAUAGUCAAACCUUGUCUCAAAACGUUCAAAAACUGAACUGCGGAUUGAAAACACGAGACGAGCCGACGUGUGUGGAAAACCGAGUAGAGUCCGCCAUCUAGAGGUUAAGCGUGCUCCGAGACACGUCACGAAAUUGUCAGCUUGUGUUUGAUUUGCGGUGUUUUUUUUAUUCAUGUCUAGUUAUAUGCGUAUAAUUUUCUUGGUGCCGAUAAAUAAAAAUGUUUUUCACAUUCCUGUUUUAGCGAUGAGCCAGUCAGCGAAGCGGCCCCUUUCCCGUUAGAUGCGCAGUUUAAUGUGUGCAGGAUUCCGUGGAAUCAAUUUGCUGUUAGCGUGUUGACGGUUUUUAAUAACAAAAAUAACGCAGAAAAUCUACUGAAAUUUUGUCGAUGAGUUUCAUGUUUAAAGAAUACCAGAGGUGCAUGUUGGCGCAGUAGUUAGUGAAGUAUUAUGCCUGAAUAUGAGUCCCAGUCACUCUCAACUGAUUUGCAUUUGGUGUUACAGGACACAGAGUGGCGACCCGUAGAAAUAGAAGUUGGCCCGCUGUGAGCAGCAACCCGUCCAGUGAUGGUCCUUGACAUGUGCCAAAUGUUGCUGGAGUAGGGCCCCCUUUAUCCUAUACAAAUAUGAUGCAAAAUGUAGAUGACUGCCCAUAAAUCUAAUGUGUCUAUAAAGAAGUCGCUCAGAAUAUGGCGUUUGCACUUAAAAUUCUGAACUGUGAUUGAGUGGGGUGGUUGCAAAAAUCUACCUUCUACCAUAAAAAGCAUUCUAGCAAAAGGUAAAAGCAAGUCAAUGUUUUCUUAAUUUAGUGUAUAUCAGAUGAAGAUUCAACCUGGAGCAUUUUAUAGCGCCCACAAGAAGAUGCGUUACCAGCUUUUAAUACUGGUCCACUGUGAGAGCGAUGUAUAAAUAUACAGCCUCAGACAAGCAAAGGAAAAACUCGGCCGAGUACGCUAAUCAGUAUUCCGUUUUGACAUAUCGUCUUUUGUGUCGUGCAAUAAGUCAGCUCUCUUUACAAAUCAUUUAACUAAAUAAUAUUCUUGAGAAAAGUCAAUUUACAUAAUAAGGGGUGCAUAUGCUGUAAAGAUGAAUUAAUGGAGGUGGAAAUAUUGUUAAGGAAAUUUUUACAAAGACUGAAUAUACUGCACUGGCUCAUUUACAAAAUUCAAUAUAAUUCAAGAAACGAGGUUCUGUCCCACUGUAGGUCCGUUUUAUACACUGAACGUCUUUGCCGAGUGGCGCUACAUAAAGCCCCUAAUGCAGUGUUUCCCAGCCUCGGACUCGAGGACCCCCUGUGGCUGCAGGUUUUUGUUCCAAUCAGCUUCUGUUUUUA